Rhipicephalus microplus (southern cattle tick) is the source of this 4043-nucleotide messenger RNA. Its product is annotated as rifampicin phosphotransferase. Lineage: Eukaryota; Metazoa; Arthropoda; Arachnida; Ixodida; Ixodidae. Gene Ontology annotation, molecular function: kinase activity; ATP binding. The record is from RefSeq and is a predicted model, not a curated record. Gene Ontology annotation, biological process: phosphorylation.
AUGUGGGAGCGGCCAGGAGUGGUGUAUCUGUUUCGCUACCUGGUGGCCUCAGCACGGUUGGCGUACCUUCUGCGAAGAAAAGGUCGACAGUUUGAAUAUGUAGAGCCACAAAAAUACGAUGACAUUGUGAGCAACUGCGCCGUAUGUGCACCCGCGGAAUGGGACUGCGAGUGUCCUCGCCCGAAGCCAGAACUAGAGAAGAGCGAAGACAGCGUCUUCUUCUACGGUGUGAACUCUGAUGGAGAUCGUCUGGUGGUCAGCGUGUCGCGCUUGUCCACUCACGUCGCCGAGCUAUGGCUCGCACUGUACACCUCGGACGGCACUCGAUACAAGCUGCCCACCACGCUUACACUAGACCGGAGUGCCGGGAGCUGUUUCUCCGCAGCUGGUCUGCGGCUGCAGUGCUUGGCUCCGAAUCGUCGCUGGCGCGUGGCGUUCAAUGGAUUGCUCAGGAAACACUCCGUGGAGGCAAGUACACUUUCGGAGGAAACAGAAGUGCACGUCAAACUCGGGUUGAUCUGGUCGGCGAAUUCGCACACGCUGGAGCAACCAGCUGAAUUGUCUGCGCCACUGCUGGCAGAAAGCCUUGCCCAGAUGACAACUGCUGACAUGCUGAACGACAUCAACAAGCUAAUGGCUGAAAUGGAUGCUUACGAUCAACCUGGCAUGAUGGCUGGCGAGCUGACUAUUGAAGACCAGACGAGAGAAGUGUUCUUGUGGGGUUGUAAAGUGAGAACACGAGGGAAGAUCCUGAAUGAAGAGUAUGAAGAAAACCACAACUUUGGCUUUCUAGAGAACGGCGACACUUACCAUUUUGUUCACUCCAGCGCAUACGGAGGAAGCAAAGGCAUCCUGUAUGGAUCUAUUUAUCCGCCAUCAUCAAUCAUGCACCCCAUUGAAUAUGGAUUUCUGAAGAGUAAAGGUCCAGACUCAGAAAAUGGUCUAGUGUUCAUAAGAAGUGGUGAUAGUGUCUUUCAAGUCAAUACCACAGCUGCGGCACCAAGCAUGUUGUACGACAGCGAAGAUGGUACAUCGCAAGUCAGUGUAAGUGCGGUUCACCUCAAGUGUGACAGCAAGAAAGGAUCAGGUUUUCAACUUUUUGUGAAAAGGCGAAAACGCAGAAGUCAUCACGUUAUUGGCGAGUUCAAGCACAAGAUAAUUCAUGAAAAUGACGUAACUAAGUUGGCCCCACUUGUUUCGGAUAUCCAAGAAAGAUGCAGCAAAGUUUCGGACCUCACAGGAGGCAAGGGGUCGUCUCUGUCUGUACUUCACUCAAUCUCUACUGAUCUCAAUACGUUUACAGUUCCUCACGGAUUCAUUGUAACCACCGAGUCUUACAAGCAUUUUGCCUCAGGAGAAGAGUUUCAGAAGCUGAUAAGAAAAAUAGAAGACUCGCGGAAAAGGGACAGCACGCAAGCGGACCUAAAGGAUGUUUGUAACAGUGUGGUCACUGGCAUCGAAAACCUAGAAGUGCCUGCGGAAAUCGCUGACGAAAUUGCUCAGCGUUUGUCAAAAUUUAAUGUGGAUACGAAGUUUGCUGUCAGAUCUUCCGCACUAGGAGAAGACUCCGAGGACAUGUCAGCUGCUGGUCAGAUGACGACUCUACUUGGCCUGCGUGGAAGAGAGAAAGUAAUCAGCGGCGUGGUGAAGUGUUGGGCGUCGCAGUUUAGUUUCACCAACGUCAACUAUAAAAGACAGUACGGACAGCCUUUGAAUGUACCGAUGGCAGUGGUGGUACAAGAACUGGUCGAUGCUAAUGCCGCUGGAGUUAUGUUCACUUGCGAUCCGCUAACCGGUAGCCCAGCGAAGAUCACAGUGACCGCCAACUACGGUCUUGGAGAGUCAGUGGUCUCUGCGACAGCGGAACCUGACACAUUUGUUCUCAAAAGGGCAGGUGUGACCAGACCAGUGAUCAUCUCAACACAACUAGGCCACAAGUCUGUCUAUACGAUGUCUUCAGACGGUGAUGGCAUCGUCACGGCACCAGUUACUGAGGAAAAAGCACGGAGUGCAUGUAUAUCAAAAGAAGACGUUGAGACAUUGGCAUUCAUAGGCACACAGAUUGAAAAGACUUACACAACACCACAGGAUAUUGAGUGGGCGAUCAGCAACGGCCGGUUUUUCAUGCUGCAGUGUCGACCGGUUACUACGUUCUUCAGGGAGUCUGACUGUGAAAUGAUUCAUGAAUUCGACAAUGGCCUGAAGAGCGAGAAGGAGGUACUCUGCAAGGCAAACAUGUCAGAAGUGUUGCCUGGUGCAACAUCUCCACUGAGCUACUCCUUCAUCCGCGUUGGCAUAGACACAUACUGCAGGGACUUAUGCUUACGUUUGGUGAGGGCCUGUGACCCGGACCCAACACAAUAUCAUUCCUUGUGGAUGCCCCUGCAGCGGUACAACUAUUUCAUGUGGCUGUCUGACGGACAAAGGCGAACGGGGCCUGGGUCAUCACUUCUCGACCAGUCACUGAUGUACAGCGUCAUGGGACGGGACGUCAGCAACGAAGUGGCAGAUGGCGUGCAGAGAGCCAGGCAGCUGCAGAAAACGAAGCUCCCAGAGCAAAUAUUAUUCACCUUGAAGCUGAUGCUUUCUAGUUGGAAACACUUCGACAAAGCUGCUGCUAAAGCUGCUGAACUGAAGUUGUCAGACGACGAAAUGAUCAGUGCGGAGCAGUUGUACGUAUACAUCGGCCGAAGCCUGCAUCACAUGAGAGAGCCGGCCGAGCUUUUAGUCAAGGCAUUUGCAACGUCAUCGAUGUACAAUCUCAUUAUCAUACAGAUACUGGCUGCUGCAAGUGGAGAACUGAACAAUGAAGUUUUCAGUGAGCUGUCAAAGAUUCUUCUUGGAGGAGACGUAGAAAGUGCUGGAGUUCCUCGCAUGAUUCAGGAGCUGGGCAGCAUGCUCAGGGGCUCCCCGGAGAAGGAGCGCUUCUUAAAUAUGAGCACGGAGGAAGCGUCAGAGUGGUUGUCAACUUCUGAUGAUGAGUGUGGCCAGAAGUUUCGAGAAUUCAUCAAAAAGCACGGCCAUAGGGCAGUUAAGGAGUUUGACGUGUAUACAAACCCAUGGGCGCUGGAUCCAUCAUCGCUGGUCAAGUCUUUGAAGGUUGCUGCAAAGGCUCCCCCAGUUGUGGAAAAAAAGGAACCGCCUGCGUGGAAUGCAUCCAAGUGCGCAUACCAGUUGUCUGCUUUCCAAAAACUCAUCCUGAAGCUUAUCGUGCCGCAAGCACGAAGUGCUGUGGCAGCACGUGAAACCGGCAAGUCUGCAAUUGUACGGGUCAUACACCAGCUGCGGCUAAUGUGCCACCAACUGGCAAAGCGCAUGGUAAACGAAGGCAGACUACCUUCACCAGACCUACUCUUCUUCCUCAGCUACGAAGAGAUCGGCAUUCUGAUCCGCACACGGGCUCCAGAGCUCGUUCUCAAAGCUCAGCGGAGGCAGAAAGUUUACGAGCAGGUGGACAAAGACAAAUACCCAACAAUUCUAAUAGGGGUGCCAAAGCCUAUUGAAAAAUUCAGGAAACCUGUAGAAGGCGACUUCGAAAUCAAAGGAAACCCGAUGUCUCAAGGCGUUGCAGAAGGACGAGCUCGAGUUGUGCCCACAUUUGAAGAAGCCCACCUAAUUGAGAAGGGAGACAUACUCAUCACCACAGCGACGGACACUGGCUGGACGCCUUACUUUCCCUUGCUCGCCGGAGUCGUGACAGAAAUAGGAGGCCCACUAUCACACGGUGCGGUAGUUGCACGUGAGUACGGCCUACCAUGUGUUGUUGGUAUCGAAGGCGUCACCAAUAUGCUUGCGUCUGGUGACUAUGUACAUCUUGAUGGCAACACGGGCGUUCUCAGAAGGAUUGCGGCCCCUAUUGCUGACGAGGAAUGAGAUAUUGCCAGAUGCGGCAGUCCUGUAUAGAAGCCAUGUUUUUUGAUGCAUACCUACCCAGUGUAUUUUUACAUGCUAGAAAAAUAAAAAGCACGCUGACCUCAAGCGUUCGUUUGUAAACUACAAGUGCAGAAGGCUCAAAAUAAAGCGUUGUGUUGGUAUGUUCUACG